Molecule: messenger RNA, 2017 nt
Organism: Caenorhabditis angaria
Lineage: Eukaryota; Metazoa; Nematoda; Chromadorea; Rhabditida; Rhabditidae
Source: the annotation of a GenBank genome assembly
AUGGAAAAAGAAAACGAAUUUUCAUUUCCUUGGGCUCGUAUUGGACAUUUCGAAGCUGAUUUUAUCACUGAAAAUAAUCAAAAAGUUAAAUAUUGGGUGGAAUUGACAAGAGCAUAUAUCAAGUUAGUUUUGAAAUUAUUUUUUUGUUAUAUCUGGAAUUUUCAGAGAUUUUGAAUUGAUUUCUGCAAGUCGGAGGCCAAAAGAAGAAAUUGAAGAAGUUGAAGAAAAAAUUGAUGAAAUGAGUUUGGAAAAUCGUGAAUGUUAGUUGUUUUUACAUAUCAAAAUUUUGUAAUUGUAUGUUUGAAUUUUCAGCAACAAGUCAAGAAGCAUUUGAAUGCACAAAAUCUUUAAAAUCUCCGAAAAAGUCUUAUAAAAAAGGCAAGAAAAAUGCUCGAAUAACAACGGCAGAUUAUCGAAGUUUUAAUGAAUAUUGGGAAGUUGCCGGAACAUUUCUGAUUUAUUCGACUUGGUUUGCUGAUUUCAAACAUGAAAUGGAUGAAAAUAAUCAGAAAAUAAUGAAAAGACAAAUUGAAGAUGCUGAUCCGAUUUAUCUAAUCGAUCAACACAUUGAUUUUUUAGUAAGUUAAAAUUAAAAGAUUUUGAGUUUUGAAUAAAAUAUGAAUUUUUGAGGAAAACGAAAGAUAUCGAAACGUGACCAAAGAGUUUGUUGAACAGAAUCCAGAUGUUACAUUCGAUAAACUCUUUGAAAAGCAUAGUGCAGAAAUUUUGAAAUUAUCAAGAUCUGAUUUCGAGAAAUUUCGAACGGAAACAGUAACAAGAAGAGCGAAAACGCUGAUAGGAAAGGUUUGUUUGAUUUUACAUCAAAGGAAUUAUCAUUAAAAUUAUGUCACUUUCCAGAUAGAACGGCUUGGUUUUGUACCUGGAUAUACAGAAAAUUCAUUUCCAACUUCUGUUAAGAAUUCUGAAUCUAAAGGAGAAUGUGUAUUUGAUGAUUUGGUUUAUUCGAUUGAUGAUAAUUUUUCGAGACCACAACAUAAUUAUGCAAAAGAAGAAGUUAUAAAAAAAGAAAAUGAUGAAAAGAAAGAUAUUAUUGAGAAUAUAUCAAUGGAAAAUGGAGAAAUAAACUUCAAUUUUGAUCCUGAAAAAGAAGCAUAUCUUAUUGCUUCAAAUGCUAAAGAAUUAUAUGCCAAUGACGAUGAAAUUAUCAAAUAUUUUUAUCAAAGAUAUCGACUUUUUUCGAAAUUAGAUCAAGGAAUCAUUAUGGAUAGAGGUAUGUUUUGUUUGAGAAUAUGAAUAUUUCGUUUUUUUUCCAGAAGGUUGGUUUUCUGUUACACCUGAAAGAAUUGCACAACAUAUUGCCGAAAGAGUUGUUAUAAAUGGUGUUAAUAUUGUUGUUGAUGCAUUCACUGGAGUUGGAGGAAAUGCCAUUCAAUUUGCUCUGAAAGGCGCAUAUGGUAAGCUUUUUUCGGAUAAGAAUUGUUGAGGAAUUUUAUCAAAAUGAUUUUUAUUUUUAAACAAUAGUCCACGUGAAAUAUCAUUUUUCAUAUGGAAAAACAAUUUUGUUUUGUUUUAGUGAUUGCAAUUGAUCUGGAUCCAGUUCGUUUGAAGUGUGCUCGGCAUAAUGCUCGUGUUUAUGGUGUCGAAGAUUAUAUUUCAUUUAUUUGUGCUGAUUUUUUCCAUGUUGCUGCAACUUGGGCGAAUGAUAAAUUGAAUGCGCCAAAAAUUGAUGCCGUUUUUCUGAGUCCGCCUUGGGGAGGACCAUCUUAUUUGAAUUCGGCAGAAUUUGAUUUGGCUGAAGGAUGUUGUCCAGAUGGAAUUGAGAUUUUCAAUGCUUCAAUCAAAUUAUCCAAAAAUAUCGCAUAUUUUCUGCCGAGAACUACUAAAAUUAGUCAGGUAAUCAUUUUUAUUACUAAAAAUAACAUUAUGAUUAAAAAAAAUAAUAUUUAAGUUGGUCAAUUUGUCACAUCAAAUAGAUGGAAAAUGUGAAAUUGAACAAUCUUCUUUAAAUUCAAAAAUCAAAACAAUUACUGCUUAUUAUGGUGAUUUGGCCGCAUGA